AUGCCGCCCAAAGAGGGCAAGCUCGAGGGAAUCCCUCUGCGCUCUUCUCCCAUCCCCGAAGCUCUUCGUUCCCCACACAAAGGCGCAGACUACUUCCCGCCGAUGGAUCAUAAGCUCAGUUCUCCAAUAGAACAGUACCAGCUCGCUUUUCAAUGUAUCUCAAGUGCUACCAGCACCAACACGAUCUCUGAGGCGGCCGCCGGUGGGGAUGGUCCCACCGCUAGUUCUGGCAGGAAGGGGAAGGGAAAGGGUGGGCCGGAGAACCGGAAGUUCAGGUACCGUGGAGUGCGGCAGCGGAGCUGGGGAAAGUGGGUAGCGGAGAUUCGAGAGCCAAGGAAGCGGACCCGCAAGUGGCUGGGGACAUUCUCCACUGCUGAGGACGCCGCCAAGGCCUACGACCGGGCGGCGCUCGUCCUCUACGGCCCACGAGCGCAGCUUAACCUCCAAAGACCCUCCACUGCCACAGCCGGCCACCACUUAAACGCCACCGUAACUACUCCCUCCUCGUCUUCCACCACAACUCUCCGGCCGAUACUCCCUCGCCCCUCCACCAUCCACUUCCCCAUACUUCCACACCCCAACAUCCCCACUUCUUACACCUACCCGCCGCUGUUCCUUCACGCCGACAUGACGAACAGCCCGAUCGUGGCCCCGGAGCCCGUAGUGAAGCCGCCAAGUGUGGAGGUCGAAGCAGUGGCGGCCGCGUCGGAGCCAGCCAUGAUGUCGGGCCCUAUCCAUCCCAGCUUCAGCGAUCCGACGGCCUUCAAGGAGAUCAACUCUUUCGCCGGGUCAAUUACAUCGAGCUUCUCACUCUCCUGCCCGCCGGUGAUGACGACGGAGAGCUCAGGCUCCGCGCCGCUUGUGUCCUCCCCGUUGUGGGGUUACGACGACUACGAUGUCGAGGCUUCGUGCCUGUGGGAUGACACCGACCCAUUCUUCUUUGACAUAUGA
This is a messenger RNA of Musa acuminata AAA Group (dessert banana), 951 nucleotides long. RefSeq names its product ethylene-responsive transcription factor ABI4-like. Gene Ontology annotation, cellular component: nucleus. Gene Ontology annotation, molecular function: DNA-binding transcription factor activity; transcription cis-regulatory region binding. The transcript has a single exon. Bases 1 to 951 code for a protein of 316 amino acids. The record is from RefSeq and is a predicted model, not a curated record. Gene Ontology annotation, biological process: response to stress; positive regulation of DNA-templated transcription. Lineage: Eukaryota; Viridiplantae; Streptophyta; Magnoliopsida; Zingiberales; Musaceae.